UGAACGUGGCGGUUUGAAUUUCCCGCAGUUUUUCGCGUCCCGAGACCGCUGUGUGAGAACUCAUCCUACACGUGCGCUCACUUGCUGUACACAAACCGUUGGUGCAUCAUGGAUUCGGCAUCACCACGGUCCGUGCUGCGAGACAGAUCCAACGAGGAAGGCUUCGCGACCAAGUCGCUCAUUCAGGACUUCCUCCAACCCUCGGUGCGAAAGAAAAAGUAUACCAGUUCGUCGCCAUCAUCAUCCAGCACCGCGGUGACCGCUGCUGCCUUGGGAAAUUCCGCAGCAGCAGGCGCUUCUGAUGCUGGUGCUGCUUCUCCUCCCCCUACCGCCCCAAUCAUCACGCCAGAGCCAUCGCAGGCCGAGACCAACAACCCUGCCGCUUGUUCUGACGGUGUUUCCUCUGGGGCUUGGCGAUCAACCACUGCUGUCGGCGCGGUAGCCCCCGAUGCCGGCGGCAACACCGCCGCCGCUGCCGUUACGGAAACCACCCCGCCGCUGCGCACGAGACACCCUCCGCCGCCCCCGCUUGAUCAAACUCGACCCCGGCCGCCUCCGGUGGCCUGUACCUUGGUGGCCUUUGAGCCGGGAUCGCUGGGACUGGAACUAGAGGCAAUCGUGGACGACGACAAAGGUCGGAGGCAUGGAGAAGAGCACCGGCGCCGGCGCCGUCCCCGCCGGAGGCUUGGCUGCAGGGUGUUCCGGGUCACUCCCGACGGCCAGGCGGCCAGGCACGGGUCAGUGCACCCCGGGGAUGCGCUAGUCGUACUGGACGGGGUGGACGUCCUGUCGGACCCGUUCGAGGACAUCACACAUGCGCUGCUCCAGCGCCAGGGGCGACGUAGGCUGAUCGGUUUCAUGGGCGCGGCGGCCGUAGCCGCCUCUGCCCCUCAGAAGCGCCGGGCACCAUCGUCGUCGUCGCCUUUGACCGCGGAGCCCGAAGUCGCCGCGUCUCCGCCCGCCCGCGGUGACACGGCAGCGUUGUCACCGCCCCCCGCCGCCGCCGCGGCAGAAGACUCAAACAACGGGCGGCGGGCUGCGGAUAUCGCUGCUGGUGCCGCUGCUGCAGUUGAAGACCGAAAGGAGCACAAGCGACGCGAUGAUCGAGGACGCCGCCGGGAGAGGAGCGAUUUCGGGAAGGGCGGGGUUGUCCUUCCAGCAAACGGCCGGCGGGGCGGCGAGAACAAUGGCGGCGGCGACGGAAGCCCUGAAGCGACGGCAUCGUCAAGCAGGAAGAAACAAGCGGGGAUCGGGGGGAGCGGCGGAGGAGAGCGGGGAAGAGUAAAUGGUCAUAACGGCGAGGUGCCCGCCCCCACCGCUCUCGGCCACCAUUCUCGCCGGAGCCGCUCGUCCUCCUUCGCCUCCUUGCCGCCGCCGGGGUCCAAGUUGUUCGGUGCGGCUGCCGCCGACCUCGACUGGCGAGAGGCAGAGCGUCUCCCGCAUCCUCGCGACGCGGCAACAAGAAUCCAGCGUUCGCGACCCGCCGGAGGAAGCACGACCGGAUGCCGGCGGGUCGAGGGAAACGAUGACAUGAGGACGGAAAACAAGCGGCGUUUCUCUCGCACGGUGAGCAGCACCGCCGGUCUCGGCGAGGCGACGGCGGCGGGGGGCGGGGGGGAGAGCGACGUCCGUCGCGAGCCGGAACGGGAACGCUCCGGUGUUCGGGCGAGCUUCGGCGGUGGUUCGCGUCUCGCCAGCAGGGAGUCGCUCGGGAGCAGCUGGGGCUCGUUCGCGACCACCGGGCGCAUGGGCACCGCAACGGCGGGAGGGCGUGCCGCCGGUGGUGGGCUCUACCGCGGCAGGCCCUUGGAUGGGUCGAGGGGGGAGUCUCUGCAGCGGAGUCUGGCAGAAGCUUUGGAGGACAAGCGUGCGCUGGCUGCGGAGAGGGAGUGGCUGCUGGAGGAGCUGCAGCGCGCGAGAGAGGCGACUCUCGAGCGAGAUGGAGCCCUCGCUGGGCAAGAGGUUCAGACCGACGUGUUGAAGAUGGAGGUGGCCGCUCUCGACGGAGAGCUGCGCCGGGCACGUCAGGAGCUGGGGGCGUGCGAGGCCGGGCGCCGAGAGCUGCACGAGGCUGCCAAACGAGACCUGGCGCGGCGAGAUCGCGACGCCGCCGACCUCGCCGAUGCUCUCCGCCGCGAGCGGUCGGCCCGAGAGCGCGACGCCGACGAUGCCGCUGCGGCGGCGGCGACCGCAGCAUCAGCCAGAGCCGCGGACAAGGCGGCGGCGGCGGCGGGGCGAGCGGCCGCGGCCGACGCCCGGCGGCGCGCCGAGAGCGCGGAGGCACGAGCGGCGGAGUCCGAGGAGAGGUUGGAGGCGGCGAAGGCGGCGGCGGCGGAGGCUGCCGUGGAAGCUUCGGGAGCGUUGCGGCGGGAGCGGGAGCGGCGGGAGAUGGAGGUGCGCGAGCGGGAGGAGGAGAUCUCGGCGCUGCUGUUGAGGGUCGGGGCAUCCGAGAGCCGCUCCAGGAGGCUGUCCGAGGACAAGGCGGAGCGGUUGAGGGAGGUGGAAGAGGCGGCGGUUAAGUCCCUUGAGGCGGCGGAGCGGCGGCGGGCGGAGUGGGAGAACAAGGCCUCGGCAAUCGCCGCGAGGCUGCGGGAACGCGAAGCGGAGGGUGCUCGAAAGGACCGGGUUGUGAAGGACCUGGAGGGUCGGCUUGGUCGGGCACAAGCGCAGGCGUCGGAGGUGCAAGAGAGGGAAGGGAGCGAGCUGCGGCGAGUCGCUGGGGAGUUGGAAGUCAUGCGGAAGGCUCUAAGCGACAGAGAGGCCCGUGCCAGGGAGGAGACGGGCAGGCUGGAGCGACGCCUCCGAGAGGAUGAGAAAAAGGCCUGCAAGACUACGGCGGGGCUCCGCAAACUGGAACAGCGCGCGAAGUUUCUGGAGACGGGGAUCGUGGCUGCGAGGCAGAGGGCGGAGGCGGCGGCACGGAAGGAGAAAGAGGUGUCGGAACGGCUUGCCGAGGCAGAGACGGAGCGGGCGUGCCAAGAGGUGGCCGUUACUACUCUCAAGGCGCAGCUUGAGGAGCUUCGUCGCGGCGCAGCCGCAGGCGACGCGGCUCUGAGAGAGACUGCUAAGCUCAGGAAAAUCCUCGAGGGGGCAGCGCUACGGCAUGUGGGAACCCAGCCUGUGGUUGCCGCCGACUGCGGAAAGAGCGGGCGUCGGGACGACACGAGGUCGGGUGGCGGCAGCACCAGCAAGAAUGGGCGCGGUGGGGCGGGCGGGGAAAGUCUCGUGGAGCUCGCGGAAAAACUGCAGGGGCGAACGGACGAGCUGGGGCGGGAGUUGGACAGUGUCCGGCAAGCCUUAGCCAUGGCCAGGGAGCGGUUUCCAGCGUUGCUGGCGAGGGAGAAGGACGCGGCGGAACUCCGGUCUCUGCUCGAGCAGAAGCGGGGGGUUUCGGCCCGGCUCGCGAGCGGCGCGGAGGCGGCAAGGGUGAGAGCCGAGCGCGCCGAGAGUCAAGCCAAGAAGAUGGUCGCUGACGGGGUCUCUCUGAGGACCGAGCUGAAGGCGGCACGCCAGCAAGCGGAGACCAACGGAGAAAGAGCGAAGGGUCUUGAGGAGAACGUCUCGGAACUCAGGCGAGUUGAUGCGGACGAAAUCAGGGCCAUGGCAGCGAAAUUGUCCGACGCAGAAGCGGCAGAGGCGAAAGCGAGGGGCGGCAUCGACACCGCCACCUGCAGGGUUUCCUCGUUGGAGGAGGCCAUGGACGCGGCGGAGGCGGAGAGGGCGGACGUCGUGAGGAGGCUCACACGAAAAGACGGAGACUUGGUGGCGUUGCAGUCUCGCCUCGAGGAAACCUUGUCCGAGUUGGAGGCUGUCAAGCUCGCGCUAGUGGAGGGACCCAGCAACAGCGUGGGUGACGGCGGCGGUGGCGGCCGUGGUAAGAUACCCGGUGAAGCAAGGGUGCAGGCUACUCUUGGGGAAGGGGUGGCCGGGGCUCACGUGGUGGCGGCGGCGGCGACGACGGCGGCGCAGGCCGAAGCCGACGAGUUGAAGAGGCAGCACGUCGAAGCCCAGGAAGAAAGCAGGCUAGCGCGCUCUGAGCUGGCGUGUGUUCAUCUCCGAACGCGCAUGUGCGGCGCGAGGGUUCUGUCAGGCGUAUUCCACAAGUGGGCGGCGAGGAGAGCGGCGGGAGCUUUCUGGAGACUGAAAACGACGUCGACGACUGGAAAUUCUUCCGCCAUUGCUGGAAGCGUCGUGUCAUCCUGCGCUCGCUGUGGAGCAGCUGGCACCGGCCGCCAGGGCAGCCUUGAUGGCGACGACAGGCCAACAUCGGCCGUACUCACGAUCGAGGCCCCGAUCCCAAGCAGUCAAGGUGGAGGCGGAGGCGGAGGCGGUAGCGGUAGCGGCAGCGGCUGGACGUCCCCGCGUAGCGGUUACAACCAAAGCGGAGAAGGGGAACGAGAAAGGCCCCGAUCAGCUGGAAGCGACAAGUGCGGUCCGGAAACGACGGCUCCGGCCGCUAGACACCGACAGAACCGCGAUCGUAGCGGCACCGGUGCCGGCGACGGCUUCCUCCGGAUUCGGGCGACAGCCAACGCGCCGCUUCCAUCUCCGGACGAAGACAGCCCCGGUGUUUUCGACUUCGGAGGCGGGCACGGAGGCGCGAGGGGGUGUCAGCACCGCCGACGCAGCCGUGCACGUGGGGGGAAUGCGAACGGGAGGUUAUCUCCCCCACCACCGUCACCGACCUCGUCGCGGGCUCGCAGCAUGACGAGCCCUCCCGGAGGAAGCUUCAGCAUCGCCUGGUCGAACGGCGGUACCGAUGCCGUCACACCGGCGAAUUCCACCUCGGUAGAUGUGGCCGGCGGCAGCGGGCUCAUCGCUCCAGGAGUCGUCGGGGUUGACAAGGGUGACACCGAGCGGAGCUUUUUCAGCACCGCUUCCAGCGAGCCGCGGUAUCACUGCCUCCGAUCCGGGUUGUCUAGCCCGGCAUGGAGCAACGCCGGGAGUUGGACCGGCAGCGCGGACGGGGUGAUGCCAGUGGACAUGUCUGAUGCGUCGGGGGAGGAGGAGGAGGAGGAAGGCGCCGCCACAGCGGUACCGGCGGCGAAACCUGUCUGUAGCGAUGGCGGCGGGGGUAAAUCCGGGGGCCAGGGCGGCAGCGAGGAUGGCGGCCGAGGGGGAAGAGAAGUUCAUGGGGACGGGAGUGAAGAAGUAGGGUUGGAGUUCGGGUUGGAGGUUUCGGUUGGUGGUGGCGAUUCUUGGUGGGCUCUGAGUGACGAAGAAGCGGAGGUGUAAGCAUUUCAUUUCUGUAAAUAGGAUGCAUUGGUGUACACCCAUCGGCGGUUGAAAAGGGACGGUGGUGUGCAUGGGCGGCAGGGUUGAACCGUUUCGUGAUGAGGAAGGUGGUAGUGGCCGGCGUAACAAUUCCGCGAGGUUUUGUGACGGGAGCCGUUGUGCCACGUACCAAUGGCUGCGCAUCCAUCACCGGUCGCCCCGGUGGUCUAGUUGGUAACCUCCACACCUUCUAGAGGUCAGGUCAGGGGUUCGGAUCCCGGCGUAAGCGAGCUUUUCUUGCAAAGUGAGUAUUUCUCUCGCUUCCGCUCCUGGCGUAGUGGAUAGCGCUAGUUCGUGUGUACACAGAGGGAAGCGAGUGCUGAACUCUUCUCGCAUUGAAAAUCGAAGGCAAAGUACCGCAGGAGGGGAGGGUAGAGAGGGGCUCUUCGGUGUGACCACGGGUAGGAGUAAACGGCACUAAUAGCAGUGCUGUGAGCUCUGAUUUUUUCGUGGAGAAGGUUGUAAUGGACGGCGUAACAAUUCCGUGAGGUUUGUGACGGGAGCGGUUGUACCAUGUACCAAUGGCGGCGCAUCCACCACACCAUACGAUAAUUUGACUGACAACAAUUACGUGGCGGCCACAGCGGUAGUGUGCUUGGCUUCCGGUAAGGUUCAGGGAAGCGGCAUCCGCUGAAGUAUCGGUGCCAGCUACAGCAGAGGGGGGACCGUGAGGUCGACCCCGGUGGAUGCAAUGUUAUGCGAGGGUGUAGCCUACUGUUUUUUUCUACAGGCCGGUGUUGUUGGAGGUCUUCGCGCACGGGGCGAUGGUGAUUGUCGUUGGGAUUCCAAGUACGGGACGGUAGGCCUCGGCGACUCUCAUUGAAGACCGACAGCAGUGGACCACAGCCGGCAUGCAAGUGUCGAGUAGUCAUGCACUGUCGCUGUCGACAAAUUGUGGAAGACG
Ectocarpus sp. CCAP 1310/34 is the source of this 6178-nucleotide messenger RNA. The record is from the annotation of a GenBank genome assembly. NCBI's taxonomy places the organism in Eukaryota, Phaeophyceae, Ectocarpales, Ectocarpaceae.